This is a messenger RNA of Guillardia theta CCMP2712, 1410 nucleotides long. RefSeq lists its product as hypothetical. The coding region runs from base 1 to 1410 and encodes 469 amino acids. The transcript is spliced from 3 exons. The record is from RefSeq and is a predicted model, not a curated record. NCBI's taxonomy places the organism in Eukaryota, Cryptophyceae, Pyrenomonadales, Geminigeraceae.
AUGGAAACCAAGACCUUGCGGCUGGUGCAAGUGAUUCCAUUUCUUGUGAACAUUGCAGUCAAAGCACUAUUCAUAGGAUGGAAGAAAACUGCAAGCAGACCUCAAAAUGUUGCUUGUAGACACAACACAAAAGAAGUCAAGACACCAGUACAGAACAUCGACCAAACCGUUGUCUGUAUUAAACAACAAUGCAAGAGCCGAGUGACUGAGAAGUGCGUGUUUCGAAGGUGUGCCAAAAAUCACCUGAAACGCUAUUUUGGUAAACCCAAGCGAUUUGGAGAAAAACUGAAGCACAGAAUUUGCAAACCUUUUCCAUCGGAUCACCAAUAUAACCAACUAUCCACAAUCGAUCUGAUCGACAAACGUCUAUCCUCACAAAUCCGCAAAGAUGAAGAAACCAAGAUAAGCAUUGCAACCGUUCCUUCGAUAAAUGAGCAGAAUCCGGCCGGGCUAGCAAGCAGCGUGAUGGCGGGGGCGUCAGAGCUUGCAGCCGAGGACCUCGCAGCAGCAGAGCCAGAGGCAGGGGGAGCAGAGGGAGCAGAGGAAGCAGAGGAGGAGUCGCGAGGGGCGGACGUCGGGCACACGGUCAGGCAGGACGGAGGGCAGAUACGGACGACGGAGGCGGAGGCGACCCCGCUGAGGCUAGCGGUAGGGGAGCAGUAUCCGGCCGGGCUAGCAAGCAGCGUGAUGGCGGGGGCGUCAGAGCUGGCAGCCGAGGACCUCGCAGCAGCAGAGCCAGAGGCAGGGGGAGCAGAGGGAGCAGAGGAGGAGUCGCGAGGGGCGGACGUCGGGCACACGGUCAGGCAGGACGGAGGGCAGAUACGGACGACGGAGGCGGAGGCGACCCCGCUGAGGCUAGCGGUAGGGGAGCAGUAUCCGGCCGGGCUAGCGAGCAGCGUGAUGGCGGGGGCGUCAGAGCUGGCAGCCGAGGACCUCGCAGCAGCAGAGCCAGAGGCAGGGGGAGCAGAGGAAGCAGAGGAGGAGUCGCGAGGGGCGGACGUCGGGCUGAGUCGGAGGGCUUCAAUCAUUAAGUCUCGCUCUGGAUGUGCUUGCGACGAGCAUGAGCCGCCAGGGAUACAGGUUGACUACGCCUCGUCACCUUGCUCAGAAGUGUCUAGCUCGCCGAUCUCCUCAAGGGCCCUGCUGAUCGAAUUCAGCGAGACCAAAUCCAGCGUCCACAGGUCACGGCGGGUCCUCAAACUGAUCAACUCCAACUGCUGUCAAAGUGUUGAAUCAAUCACGUCUGAGUUGGUGGUGGAGCAGCGCAAGUGCACUGUGACGAAGAGAUCGCAGAGAGAAGCAUCGCGAUCGAAGGAGAACGUCAUCCCACCCUCUCCGAAGGGCAAGGAGGCAGAGGGAGGGCCGAGCAGUCUUUUCACCGUUUGGGAACCUGUGCUUGCCUUCCGAUAG